UUCAUUUCAUACUGGAACACUAGCUAACUGAGGUGGUGUGACGUGCGAGUCCUCUUUUUUAACAUUGGCCGGUGCUGAGGAAUGCCGCAGAACAUCUUUUUUAUUCCUUGACCAACCUCGCAGGCCACGCCAACACAUCAUCACUCUUUACACCCAACCUAUUCAUCCAACCUACUCACCCAGUAUACGCCUCUCACAAUGAUUAAAAUCUGGACCAUGAAGAAAGACAAUCUUUCUAUGGACAAGAAGAAGUCCAAAGUCAGUGCUGGCCAGAUUCGAGUCCAGAAAGAUUUAAGUGAACUUGACCUGCCAAAGACUAUGAAGAUGACUUUUCCAGUUCCUGAGGAUUUGCUCAAUUUUGAGCUCGAGAUUUCCCCUGAUGAAGGCUUCUACGCUGGCGGCACCUUCAAGUUCUCGUUUGCUGUGAAUGGAAACUACCCCCACGAUGCACCAAGUGUCAAGUGUUUGCAAAAGAUCUACCAUCCCAAUAUCCAGGCUGACGGCAAGAUCUGUUUAAACAUUCUGCGUGAGGACUGGAAGCCCGUGUUGACGCUAAACUCAGUCAUGGUUGGACUCCAAUACCUGCUCUUGGAACCCAACGCCGACGAUCCGCUCAACAAGGAGGCAGCAGAGGACUUGCGAAACAACCGCCGCAACUUUGAAAACAAUGUCUACAAGAGUAUUCGGGGAGGCACUGUCAACGGCGUUCAAUACGACAAUGUCAUGACAAAGUAAUGGAUCGGCAGCAAGAUGAAAAAAAAAAAAAAAAAAAAAAA
Gamsiella multidivaricata is the source of this 776-nucleotide messenger RNA. RefSeq names its product putative ubiquitin-conjugating enzyme E2. Lineage: Eukaryota; Fungi; Mortierellomycota; Mortierellomycetes; Mortierellales; Mortierellaceae. The transcript has 4 exons. The record is from RefSeq and is a predicted model, not a curated record. The coding region runs from base 199 to 735 and encodes 178 amino acids.